Messenger RNA from Cervus elaphus (red deer), 2266 nucleotides. It is a transcript of the gene ASCL4, whose product is annotated as achaete-scute family bHLH transcription factor 4. Gene Ontology annotation, molecular function: protein dimerization activity; DNA-binding transcription factor activity, RNA polymerase II-specific; RNA polymerase II transcription regulatory region sequence-specific DNA binding. The transcript has a single exon. The record is from RefSeq and is a predicted model, not a curated record. Lineage: Eukaryota; Metazoa; Chordata; Mammalia; Artiodactyla; Cervidae. Gene Ontology annotation, biological process: developmental process; regulation of transcription by RNA polymerase II. The coding region runs from base 599 to 1123 and encodes 174 amino acids.
AGCUCCUUCCAUUAGCCCUGGACGCCGGAAACCACAAAGGGCAGUCAAGUUUUGAUUUUCAAGGAGAAAGCCUCUGGUAAACUUUCGCUCAGCCGCCAGUAGAUCUGUUGGUUCCUGGGAGGAGCUCUUCUGAAACCUUGAAGAUUUCUGUGUUCAUGAAGACCCAGAGCGGUGGAUUACAGUAAUUGUAAAGCUUUUGAUGGCUUUGGAAGAUCACCCAGUGUUUGGUGUGCAUUCUCAUUUCCAGGCCACGAGACCGAAGAGAGGAACCCCUUUUGUUAUCUUUUGAAAUAAGAAGAUCAGAAGGGAAGAGAGGGUUUGAAGUGUGGAUUGGGGGGGGGGCGGGUCCUAAAUCUUUGCCUAUCACCUUCUCCUGGAUCAUUAUAAAAAGAUCGAGGAGUGCAAUGAACUUAGGGAAUCCUACAACGUUUUCUUAAAACUUGUUCUGAAACCUAGCUUCCGGACCCAGAAACUUCUCCAAAAGCUGACCAGCAGUGUCAGGCAGUCUGAAUGGACCAGGAUCUCCGCUUUGAAGAUUUUCAGUCUCAUCUUCUGCUGGGAGAUUCAUAUCUGGGGUGAUUGGUUUUCUCUUUGGCUAAUGAUGGAGAAACGUCCACAGGCCGGACUGCUGACCCUGCCGUAUCACCUGCGCCGGGUGCCCCUGGGCGUGCCGAGGUCCCUGCCCCGCCUCCCCCUGCGGGACUCCUUCAGAGUCUCCGUGAGUCUGGACCCCGCGAGCUGGGAGCCGGCGCUCAGCGGCGGCGGCGCCCCGAGGCGGCACUACCUGCCCCUCCGGCUGGACGGCGCCUUCGAGCCCGCCUUUCUCCGCAAGCGCAACGAGCGCGAGCGGCAGCGGGUGCGCUGCGUGAACGAGGGGUACGCGCGCCUCCGAGACCACCUGCCCCGCGAGCUGGCGGACAAGCGCCUCAGCAAAGUGGAGACUCUCCGCGCCGCCAUCGGCUACAUCAAGCAGCUCCAGGAGGUGCUGGAGCGCCACGCGCGGGGACAGGAGGGUGCGGCCGGUGCCGGCUCCUCGCGCAGGGCCGAGUGCAACAGCGACGGCGAGUCCAAGGCCUCAUCGGUGCCUUCGCCCAGCAGCGAGCCCGAGGACGGGGCCAGCUAGCGAGCGCCCGCCCGGCCCAGCCCGCUCCCGCGGCUCUGCGCGCAUUUGGCGUCUGCUCUAAGGUUCCCUCCGGAGGUAGUUUGCAUUUGCUAUCCCCCCCACCCCACCCCCUCCAGAAAUAAAUCUUAGGAAAUAGAAAUGAGUGCUCUAGGGGGAAAAAAGAUUUUGACAUUCUAUUUGUUUCCAUCCACACUCCACCACCACCCCUUGUUAUGUGCCUGCAACUUAAAGAUGCUAAUGAAACUCUUCCUGUAUCAAAUAAAAGCUGUACCAGGCUCAAGGGCUUCCUGAUGGAUCAACGGGUAAAGAAUGCGCCUGCAGUGCCGGAGAUGCCGGUUUGAUCCCUGGGUCCGGAAGAUCCCCUGGAGAAGGAAAAUGGCAACCCACUCCAGUAUUCUUGCCUGAAAAAUCCCAUGGACAGAGGAGCCUGGCAGAGGUAAUUAACAGUCCAUGGGGUCUCAAAGAGUCGGAUACGACUGACUGAGCGACUAUGCACGUACCAGACUCUGAACUGCUCAAAACGGUAAUUUGCCACAGUCAGCAGGGGUGGGUAAAUUAGGGAUGUAAAUACUGAAACAAAAUUCAACCAAAAACCAAAGAAGAACUUUCAGAACUAACUAAAUGACAGCCCUAAGAUGAGAGGAAAGGUUUUCCUGCCUUUGGGAACUGAUGAGAAAUGCAGUGACGCCGUGCUUUGGAUGAAGGUGAUCCUAGGCUGACACUGGAGAGCACGUUUGAAAGAGCCAGCCAGACCAGCCUGGGCUGUUGACUGAGCGUGUUGAACCUCGGUACUAGAAAAAAACAUUACAUAUUUGAAACAUCCUGUUUUACCAAAAAGUGGCCAUGUGAAUAACAACAUAUGUUAGCAUCAAUGAUCUUUUUGGAAGAGAACUCAGAUUUGUAUGAAAACUUAUUUCUCCAGUUGUUUUGUCCAUUUUCCUUUCAUCUCCCCUUGUUCUCACUCCACCUAACCUUCAGUUAAAGUAACACUGUGACUGUAAAAUAGAAAAGGGAAAAGGACCUGCUCCUUUCAACCAGGUUGAAGGGGAAGGAGGGAUGGAGGCUGGUGCAUUCUCAAACUUCUGUCACCUUGAGGGCUUUCAACCAAAUUGCAAUUGAAAGAAUUUGACAGUCUUUUAAAAA